AUGUUAAGGGCGUUAUUAAUUAAUAUUAUAAAACAAACACAAUUUCUUUCAAAAUUACAACAAUAAAUAAUGGCAGAUAAAAUUUUAAAAUGGCAAUAAUCCUUUCCUCUUUUUUAUUAAAUAAAAUAAACAAAAAAAUCAGUUAAAAAUAAAUAAAACACAAACAAAUAAAUAAAUACGUUAAUAAUAAAUAAAUAAAUAAUUAGAAUAUAUAAAAAAACAAAAUAAAGAAAACAUAAAUUAAUUAAGAAAAACUGCAAAUCAGUUAACUAAAUAAAUAAUGAUAAUAACAAAAAACUAAAAAAUAAAUAAAAGAAUUAAAAACCAAAGCGAAAUCAAAUAUUCAUUUUUACAAACAGUUUAAAUAUAAUAAUGCGCUUCAUCAAUAAUUAAUUAAUUUUUAUGAUAAAUAAUAAAUAAAUAAGUAUUUCAUUUUGA
Molecule: messenger RNA, 438 nt
Organism: Tetrahymena thermophila SB210
Lineage: Eukaryota; Ciliophora; Oligohymenophorea; Hymenostomatida; Tetrahymenidae
Exons: 1
Source: RefSeq, a predicted model, not a curated record